AUGUACGUGGCCACAUACCCGUUCUUUUCUCCACCUAAACUCUACCUCACCAGGAUGGCCUCAAAGGAAAAUUUGCAGAUCCAAUGUAGAAAGCUUACCGACAAGUACACCACCCAGUCCUUAUGUGUCUUUUCAGACUUAGUUGCCACUGCAAUGGGCCCUCAUGGCAGAAUCAAACUUUUAGGCAAUGUUUGUGGAGGUCAUCUCUCUCUCACAACUCUUUCCACCCGGCUGCUCAACACUCUGACUCCAACUUGUCCCCUUGUGAAACUGAUACUCACAGCUGCUGACCAACAGGUUUGCAGUUAUGGUGAUGCUGGCCUCUUUACAGCUCGUUUAGCUUUGAACCUUGUAGCUAAUGGCAUCCGCACCCAGAUGAACCCAAAGCUACUAAGGCAAUCAAAUUCAGUCUUAUUUGACCUUCUAUCAGACUAUUUACAUUCAGUUGAUUGCCCCUUUGUGAAUAUUUCUAUGGCUGGUAAUUCCGAAGAGUUUUUGGGAGUUACUUUUGAAGGAAGCAGCCUGGAAAGCCUGGAAGAAACUUUUCUUGGCUAUAUUGAGGAAUUUUGUCAACAGCUGGCCAUGUUGGACAUUCAGAUAGUUUUCUGCCAAAAAGUCAUCCACCCCCGCAUCAAAGAACUACUGAGAGGCAAACACAUUCUUUCUGUUGAUCGUUUGGGCUCGGAAUACUGCCCUAGAGUUCUUAGUGUAACAGGUGCCAAUCCUGUUAGCUCUUUUUCUGCCUCAGUCACUGCUGACCAAGUAGGCAGUGUUGACCAUCUAUCUAUCAUGAAUGUGAACAGGAAAUCUUUUCUUCACAUGAUACAAACAUCAGCAACUAUGGCCACAUUGGUUCUAUCUGCUUACAUAGAGGAACAACUUGAAGAACUGAAGGCAAUCUGCAAUAAUGUCCUCAUUGUGUUUGAUCACCUCCUUCGUAAUCCGUCUGUACUUUUUGGGGGCGGAUGUUGGCAAUUCAAUGUCACCAACUAUCUCAGGACAAAGGUCAAGAUUGACAGCGAAUGUCUAAGUAAAGAAUUACAGUGUUCAUUUCAUCAGUUACUUGAGGCUUGUGAAUAUUUCUGUCGUUGUCUGGAACAGUCUUCUCUCCCCGAGGCUUCUUCAGGACUGAAAUGCUACACGCACACAUCUCUUGGUCACUUAUGGGCAGUUGACAAGCAACUGGCAGACGUACAGACACAAUCAGUAUCCUGUAUCUUUUUCAUUCUCUUUUUAUUCUCCUCGGUUUCAUUAUCCUCACCAUUCUUUCUUUCUUUCUUUCUUUUUUUACUAUGUUCUUUCUAUCAUUCUUUCUUUUUUUCUUUCUUCCAACCAUCAUUUUUUCUUUCUUUUUACCAUGUUCAUUCUUUUUUAUUUUCUUUCUUUCUUUCUUUCUUUCUUUCUUUCUUUCUUUCAACCAUGUUUUUCUUUCUUUUUUAUUUUCUUUCUUUCUAUCAUUUUUCUUUCUUUCUUACUUUCUGGUUUUCUUUCUUUCUUUCUUUCUUUCUUUCUUUCUUUCUUUCUUUCUUUCUUCUUUGGUUUUACCAUUUGUUCUUUUCUUGA
Acanthosepion pharaonis is the source of this 1563-nucleotide messenger RNA. The record is from the annotation of a GenBank genome assembly. NCBI's taxonomy places the organism in Eukaryota, Metazoa, Mollusca, Cephalopoda, Sepiida, Sepiidae.